Messenger RNA from Raphanus sativus (radish), 1626 nucleotides. RefSeq names its product AT-hook motif nuclear-localized protein 14. The coding region runs from base 87 to 1271 and encodes 394 amino acids. The transcript is spliced from 6 exons. Gene Ontology annotation, molecular function: minor groove of adenine-thymine-rich DNA binding. NCBI's taxonomy places the organism in Eukaryota, Viridiplantae, Streptophyta, Magnoliopsida, Brassicales, Brassicaceae. The record is from RefSeq and is a predicted model, not a curated record.
GCUCUAAUAAAAUAAUAAAAUCCCUAAAGAAAAAAAAAAGAAAAAUCCCUAAUUCUCUCUCUCUAGAUUUUUCCCUCUCUAAAAAAAUGGAACCUAACGAAAGUCACCACCAACAGCAGCAGCAGCAGCAGCAACGUCUCAGCUCUCCUUACUUCCAACACCACCUGCAACAACACCACCAUCCAUCCACUGUAGCAACCGUAAACGCCGUUCCAUCUUCCAACAAUGGGCUCUUUCCGCCGCCGCAGCAGCAGCAUCAACCCAACGACGGGUCCUCCUCUCACGCCGUGUAUAAUCCUCACUCAGUACCUUCCUCGGCAGCAGUAACGGAGCCGUUAAAGAGGAAACGAGGUCGUCCGAGGAAGUACGUGACGCCGGAGCAAGCCCUAGAGGCUAAGAAGAUGGCGUCUGCAGCGAGCAGCUCGUCUGCUAAGGAGAGGAGAGAGCAAGCAGCUGCAGCCGGAGGUACUACGACGACCACAUCGUCUAAUCCCGGGUCAUCGAAAAAAUCUCAGCUUGGUUCCGUCGGGAGAACUGGGCAAAGCUUUACUCCACAUAUUAUUAAUAUAGCUCCUGGUGAGGAUGUGGCUCAGAAAAUUAUGAUGUUUGUUCAGCAAAGCAAACAUGAGCUAUGCGUUCUCUCUGCAUCAGGCACAAUCUCUACUGCAUCCUUGCGCCAGCCAGGAGGCAACAUAUCAUAUGAGGGUCAGUACGAGAUUAUCUCACUAUCCGGAUCGUUUAUACGAGCUGAACAAGGUGGUAAAACUGGUGGCCUCAGCGUGUCCUUAUCUAGGUCUGAUGGUCAGGUCAUCGGAGGAGCUGUUGGGACUCAUUUGACAGCUGCUGGCCCGGUUCAGGUGAUUCUUGGUACGUUUCAGCUUGAUAGAAAGAAGGAUGGUGUGAAAGGGGAAGCUUCUAAUAGUGGAAGUCGUUUAACUUCCCCAUCUAGCACUGGACCUGGCCCGGGCCCUGGACCGUUGCUUGGCAUGGGUUUCCGCUCUGUUAUGGAAUCUCCGGGAAGGAAUCCAAUGAGGGGAAACGAUGAGCAUCAUCAUCAUCAUCAAGAAACCGGUAUGGGUGGAUCUCAUCAUUUCAUGAUGCAAGCGCCCCAAGGAAUGCACAUGACUCAUCCCCGGCCAUCUGAAUGGGGAGGAGGAGGAAACAGUGGUCAUGACGGUAGAGGUGGUGGUGGUGUUGGGUAUGAUUUGUCAGGACGUCUAGGACAUGAGUCGUCUGAGAAUGGAGAUUACGAGCAGCAAAUACCUGAUUAGCUUCCAGAGAUAUCGUGUAGGGUUUUAGAUCCAAAUUAGAAACCGAAGCCCCCAAGCAAGAAUCUGAAUCUGAGAGAGAUAUAUGACUUGAAAAGACUAGAAUCUUGUCUGAAGUGUUUUCAUCAGAGAUAGGAAGUUGAGUGAGAGUGAUACUUCUGUUUCUUUCUUGGUUAACGGUGUAAUAUGUAUAAACUCCACCGCCUUUUUCCCUGCUUCUCUUUCAUUUUCAUUUUCUUUUUCAUUUUCACUCUUUUCUUCUCUUAUGUUUAUAUUUUUCUUCUGGUUACAUGAAAUGAAAAUGCUCUGUUAUGAAAAUUAGUACACCUCUUUUCGAAUACACCUCUUGUGUUUUAUU